AUACAGUUUAUGAUGUUAUUAUUGUGUCCAGCUCUGUAAGCCUGAACAUUUCUAAAUAAGCAACCUCCAAAUAUAAAGACCAGAAUUAUAUACUUGGAUAAACUACCUUUCUUCUAUUAGAUUAUUUUCUACAUGUAAAGGCUUUGAAAUGCUUGUUAUCUCAUUCUUCGGUGUUUUUUUGGCUUGACUGCUGGCUUGUAGAUGUUAGUUUUGGAAUCAUGUAGUAGUUCUCCACAAGAAAAUAAAGUAAAUGUUCAAAUUUUUCCUUUCAAAUAGCCGCAGAGUUAAAAAAUAUCCCUCCAGUUUAUCUAGCAAAGUUCCUCUCACAAAAGUCUAUUCACAUUUCAAAUGAAGUUAUUUAGAUAAGGUUAUCCAAGAUACAUUUCAGAAGUGCAGCUGUAUUCAGUAUUUCAUUGUGUACUGAACUUUCUGAAUAGGUAGAAUGACCAACGUAAAAUCUGUCUCACCUCAGAGAUCAGCAUUAAAAAUGUCAUGUGGACGAUUUAGUAAAUAAGAUGUAGAAAAGAAAAUCAGAUUCCAAAAUUCUUGCCAGACUGGGAAGUUUCCAAGCCUGAACAAAUUAUGCUCCCAUUUUCUUUUUACUUUUAACAUGGAGAUGUAAUCCAGAAUGACAGAAAAGUCCAAAAUGUUAUGCCAGCCUUUUAAAAAAGGGUAUUCAGAGCACACAGAGAAGUUUUUAGCUACUUCAGAAGUAGGUGCAGUGGGCCAGGAACUGUCAGACGUAACAGGGCAUCCUGCAGUGCCAUCCUCAGUCUAAUACCUGUUGAAGAAUUAAAACAAGCUCCAUAACAGCAGCUUCAAGCUGAGCUUCUAAAAGUUGUUGAAUUUCUUUCUUUGCACCCUCCCUCAGCAGGAACAGUGACUUGCUUUUCCUAAGCUCUGCUGAAUUUACACGAAAACAAAUCUGCCCCGUUUAAAGGGGCAGCGCCCAGCAGCUGCCAAGGUGCGGGCAGCUCCUGGGGGAUUAUCCCGAGGGAUGAGGAGCGGGGAGCUGCUUCCCGCGGCUUUAACCCGCCACCUGCGCUUCUUUCACUUUUACAGAAAGGGUCAGGUCUAACUCUGCCCUUCUGAGGGUAAAGCUUCCAGGCAGCAGGUUACAGGUUUCUUUGUGAUGGCAAAAGGAACUGAGAUCUGGACCGUUAGUGUGCUCAGCACAAUUUGACCUGACACUGGGAAUUUAGGAGUGCACAGACAACUGGAAGUCCAGUGGCUUAACCUUUUCCUCCUUUUCACAGACUUCAGGCUUUUAUACUCAGAUUAUCAGGUGCAUGCUUUCUUGGCUCAUGGCUUUUUCCACUCUGUGUGCUUCCAGCAUCAGAUCUCUACCUCAGCAGCCCAAACUCUGUUCCUCUCUCCUUCUCCCCUUGCCCACCCCCCCCAAUUCUGACAGCUUUUUCUUAGCACUUCCCAGCCUGCUGUCAGAUUGCAACAACUGCAUGUGGCAUCUUUGUUGUUCUCCUAAUGUGUAUAUUAAAUUGUGCUAGCAAUUCUAACCCGCCCAGAGUCUAUUUGUUAAUCACAAGACCUAACUGCUGCUUGUAACAAGGCGGUGAUGACCCCUCUUGGGACUUGUUUGAUGUUUUGGAAAGGGGAGCAAGGAACAGUGCAUGCGGAUAGUGAAGGGUUAUUUUUUUUUCGUUUUUUUUUAAUGUUUGACUUGUAUUUAUUUCCCCAUUUAGAAAACUGUGGUUAUUUUUUAUGGAUCACUUCACAGAACAGAAGCAGUGAAACUAUUACAGUACUUAUUCCUCCCUUUUUUGUAAGAGAGAGGUUGGUGGCUCUGGCUGCAAGUAGAAACUCUUAAUUUGGGUAUUGCAGGUUACCUAACCAAACUUCUGCAAAAUCAUACUGCCUAUGCCUGCGAUGGGGAACAUUUGAGUCUUCACUGUCCUCGGCAUUCAACAAUAAGUAUUCAGUCAGCAUUUUAUGGGCAAGACUACCACAUGUGUAGUACUCAGGAGCCUGAAACCAGGAUGACAGAACCCGUAAACUGUGUGGCACCCACCUCUUUGCAGAAAGUACUGGAUGAAUGCCAAAACCUGAGAUCCUGCCAACUCCUUGUCAAUAGUCGGGUUUUUGGACCUGAUCUGUGUCCAGGGACCACUAAAUUCCUCCUUGUCUCCUUUAAAUGCAAACCUACUGAAUAUAAAAGCAAAUCAGCAUGUGAAAACCAGGAACUGAAACUCCACUGUCAGGAGUCCAAGUUCCUUAUCAUCUACUCUGCCACCUAUGGCAGAUGGGCACAUGAGGAGAACGUCUGCUCAAGAGAAGUGGAGCGCGUCCCCCCCUUUGACUGUUUGUCUUACACAGCACUAGAAGUUUUAUCAAAAAGGUGUUACGGGAAACAGAGAUGCAAAAUCCUUGUCACUAGCCGGGAUUUUGGAAGUCCAUGCCUACCUGGAGUGACAAAAUACCUCAACGUCAGCUAUGCAUGUGUUCCUAAACUUAUCCUCACAGCUGUCAACCCCCUGGUCACUGAUAGUAAGUCUUCUGUCAAACAGAAUGAUGGUGUCGACCUUGAUCCAAAGGAAUCAAGACUUCCAAAGAAAGAUGGAAUUUUUGUUAGCAGCUCCUUGGCUACGUUUGCAUACAUUAGAGAUCACCUUGAAAGAGCCGCUCUCCUCUUUGUGUCCAGCGUUUGUGUGGGAUUAAUCUUCACGCUGUGUGCUUUGGUGAUCCGCGUGUCGUGCUCGAGUGACUUCCAGAAAUUGCACAGGAAGAAGGAUCAGUUAGUGCCAGAAAGUGACAGAGUGUACGAGAACAGUGAAAAUGAGGAGGAGGAGGAAGAUUCCUCUGAUUUGGAUGCCCAGGAUGAGAUAACGGGACUUUACAGACCUUCUUACUCAGGUUAUAAUUCAGCAGCGGCAGCAGAAUUGGCUGAAAGGAUAGAGCGCAGGGAGCAAAUAAUGCAAGAAAUUUGGAUGAACAGUGGUUUGGAUAUGACACCUCCUAGAAAUAUGAAUACAUUUUAUAUUAAUGAACAAUAAAUGGCUUAUUUUGGAUGAUGCCUUAGCUCUUUUUUUAAAAAAAAAGAAAUGUACCUUCUGUGAAGGAGCGUUUGUAUGAGUGCAUAUAAUUAUUUGUAAAGUAAGAAGAAAUAUAUGCAAUAAAAGGAGAGUUUCAAACCCUU
Messenger RNA from Columba livia (rock pigeon), 3151 nucleotides. RefSeq names its product eva-1 homolog C (gene EVA1C). The record is from RefSeq and is a predicted model, not a curated record. The transcript has 8 exons. Lineage: Eukaryota; Metazoa; Chordata; Aves; Columbiformes; Columbidae. Bases 1965 to 3008 code for a protein of 347 amino acids. Gene Ontology annotation, cellular component: extracellular region. Gene Ontology annotation, molecular function: heparin binding; carbohydrate binding.